Cyphellophora europaea CBS 101466 is the source of this 2418-nucleotide messenger RNA. RefSeq lists its product as uncharacterized. NCBI's taxonomy places the organism in Eukaryota, Fungi, Ascomycota, Eurotiomycetes, Chaetothyriales, Cyphellophoraceae. The transcript is spliced from 5 exons. Bases 1 to 2418 code for a protein of 805 amino acids. The record is from RefSeq and is a predicted model, not a curated record.
AUGGAGGAAAUCUACGCGCAUGCUUCCACUCGGUUGCAGCAGUUUGGCCCGGAGAUCACGUUGGUCACUCUGGUGUCUUUGGUCGGCUUUGCCGGUCUGGCACUGUGGGUUGUGCACGCGACUAAGAACACCCAAUUCAAGGACUCGGGACUUUCCCCAUACCUGCAAUUCGUCUAUAACAACUUCAUCAAACCUCAUGAUGCGAAAGCCGGCGAUGGACAACAGUCCGCGCUCGAAAGCUUUUACGGCAAGCAGGCUGGCAUCUACGACACCACCCGGAAGCGUUUGCUCUGCGGCCGCGAAGACAUGCUCGCCCUUGUUGCAGCCCAGCUUCAGUCUCGCCAGUCCUCGUCCCAAGCUCCGUCGCAUAAACCCGUUUGGUAUGACAUCGGUGGGGGCACUGGCUACAAUAUUGAAGUGAUGGACAAGACCAUUGGUAUUGAGAACACUUUCGAGCACGUUUUCCUGGUGGACUAUUCUCCAUCUCUCUGUGAUGUUGCACGUCAACGUGUGGCCAGAUGCGGCUGGAAAAACGUGACGGUUCUCUGCGAUGAUGCACGUCGGGUACAGUGUGCUCCAGGCUCUGCUGACCUCAUCACAAUGAGCUACAGUUUAUCAAUGAUCCCAGACUUCUACAGCGUUGUGGAUCUUCUGACACAGUUUUUGAGCCCUACCGGCACGAUUGGAAUCGUGGAUUUCUAUGUUCAAAGCCUUGUCGAUAUUUCGUCUCGCAAUUACAUUGGCGGCACGUUCAACCGUCAUGUCAACUGGUUGGGUCGCAUGUUCUGGAGAACGUGGUUCGAGGCUGACAGAGUCAAUCUGGACGCUGGCCGCCGAGAUUAUAUCGAGUAUAGAUUCGGCACCAUUCUGUCCUGCAGCGAUCGCAAUUACCUGCUCGGUGGUAUCCCAUACUACAUGUUUAUCGGAUGUGGAAGAGACGCUGACACUUCAACCAAACUUGUCGAGCAAGAGGAUGCCGUCCUUACAGAGUCUCCCUAUCUAUCGGCAAACGAAUACCGCAAACAGCAGGAUGUGCAGGCGUCCACGAGCAUCGUCCAUUCCAAAUCCUACGAAUCUGCUAUUGUCAACCUCAGCUCAAACCUUCCCCUGCCAGCUGCGUUCUACCAGAACCACGCUUGGCGCAUCCAUUACAAUGAUUUACUCACCAAGCAUCAACAAUUCAAGAAUGAGUAUAUCUACGCUUUCAACUGGGAAGAUCCUACAGUUGACCGCCAACUCUUGAACAUCAACUCGUCAGAUGUAAUCCUCACCAUCACCUCUGCAGGUGACAACAUCCUUGACUACCUUCUUGAAUCCCCGAAGCGCAUUCACGCAGUCGACCUCAAUCCCAACCAGAACCACCUUCUCGAGCUCAAAGUUGCCGCUUUCGCCGCCCUUCCUCACGCCGAUGUUUGGGCACUCUUUGGCGAAGGACGCCAUCCAGAGUUCCGCAGCCUCUUACUCACCAAGCUUUCACCACAUCUCUCCUCUCAGGCUUUUCAAUACUGGCUCAACAACGCGUCAGUCUUCUCUUCCAAGCACGGCCUCUACGAGACCGGGGGUUCCCGCCAUGCUAUUCAGCUGGUCCGACGUCUAUUCCGCCUGCUCAAUAUGUCCUCCAAAGUCCAGACUCUUUGCUCCGUUGAGACAAUGAAUGAGCAGCGAGAGAUGUGGCCACAGGUUCGGGACAUCCUACUUUCCUGGCCCUUGCACAAGUUGAUUGUCAGUACCGAAUGGUGGGCCUGGAAAGCCGCAGGUGUACCAAAGGAGCAGAGAGAUCUGAUUCUAGACGACUUUAGCCAGAAAACUGGUCGGCCAAAGAGCAAGAAAGACUGCGGCGAAGCCAUUUGGCAGUAUAUGGUCGACACGCUGGAUCCAGUGGUAGAGAACACGCAGCUGAGUCGAGACAACUACUUCUACUACGUGUGUCUGCGAGGGCGGUAUUCGAGAAAAUGCGGCCCAAGAUACAUGUCCCAGAAAAGCUAUUCCAAGCUGUCGAAGAAAGGAGCCUUUGACGGCCUGCGCAUCCACACCGACGAGCUUAUGGAGGUCAUCUCGCGCAUCACGCCGUCCACACUCACUAUUGCCAUCCUCAUGGACUCGAUGGAUUGGUUUGACCCAGCCGACGACACCGGCGCCGCCAUCUCACAAGUCCUCGCUCUGAACAAAGUGUUGAAACUUGGCGGUCGCGUCUUCUUCCGUUCAGCCGCCCGAAGGCCGUGGUAUACCGACCUGCUCGAGCGAAAUGGCUUCGAGGCCAAGAGGGUUGGCUUGCGGGAGAAUGGGAAGUGCAUUGAUCGUGUCAACAUGUACGCCUCGACCUGGAUCUGCACCAAGGUCGCGAACAUUGCGCCAACCAGCCCGGAUGCCGUCAUCAAGAAUGGCCCGGCCGCGAAUCUGGAGGAGCUACACAUCUGA